CCUGUCCCUCUCGGACAAAGCGUUUGCCGAAGUCAUGGCCAGCGGAUCUGGAGACAUGCCCGAACUCGCCAAGUGCCGCAACGUGUCGCUGUUGCUGGACGCACUGGAGCUGCGCGGCGACGACGAGGAGGUCAGGCGCGUCUUCCUCCAGCCGAGCCGUGAGCGCAUGGAGAUGCUGCGCUGGGUCCUCGUCAGCACUGAUCCGUAUUGGCGCCCCAUCUGCCAAGUCGCGUGGGUCGCCCUGUCCCUCUCGGACAAAGCGUUUGCCGAAGUCAUGGCCAGCGGAUCUGGAGACAUGCCCGAACUCGCCAAGUGCCGCAACGUGUCGCUGUUGCUGGACGCACUGGAGCUGCGCGGCGACGACGAGGAGGUCAGGCGCGUCUUCCUCCAGCCGAGCCGUGAGCGCAUGGAGAUGCUGCGCUGGGUCCUCAUCAGCACUGAUCCGUAUUGGCGCCCCAUCUGCCAAGUCGCGUGGGUCGCCCUGUCCCUCUCGGACAAAGCGUUUGCCGAAGUCAUGGCCAGCGGAUCUGGAGACAUGCCCGAACUCGCCAAGUGCCGCAACGUGUCGCUGUUGCUGGACGCACUGGAGCUGCGCGGCGACGACGAGGAGGUCAGGCGCGUCUUCCUCCAGCCGAGCCGUGAGCGCAUGGAGAUGCUGCGCUGGGUCCUCAUCAGCACUGAUCCGUCCGGGGCGAGCAAGGGCUACCUCAACCUUCCCACAGAGGAAGACGAGCUGUGCCAGUGCCUCGUGAAUGUGCUAAUGCAGCUCAACAUCCUGCCAGAGGAUAAGUAUGAGGAGUUUGUUCGUGGAACCUACGACAGCCAGGAGCAUGCAGCUACAAUUGUGGAUACUCCUUGUGAAGACAGCAGCAUGGGCACAAGUAAGGCCGAGGACCACAAGGGACGACUCACUACUGAAAUGGGCAGCGCUUGUAUAUUUUAAGGCUAAUUCAGCGGCGACACUGCAGGAUAUGCGCACAAAGUGCCAAGUCGGGAGGAAGUGGGCAACCCUGCGGAGCGAUUGAAGAUAUCUGUGUGUUCCAGCUCGUCUGUGUCGAUACACUGAACGCCGUGUCAGAAG
Messenger RNA from Dermacentor silvarum, 1081 nucleotides. RefSeq lists its product as uncharacterized. The transcript has 3 exons. Lineage: Eukaryota; Metazoa; Arthropoda; Arachnida; Ixodida; Ixodidae. The record is from RefSeq and is a predicted model, not a curated record. Bases 35 to 943 code for a protein of 302 amino acids.